AUGGAGAAAAAGAGCUCAAAACGGUGUGACCGAUCGACAGGGAAUGUUUACUCCUUCACGGUGAAUUCCAUGGCUUUCUCAAAAGAUGGCUCCGUGUUCGUGACUGUUAGGCACCGUCAUGUAAAGUUUUGGUAUUUAAAGGACACUAAAUUAAAGAUUAAUCAGGCGGUGCCUCUUCAGGGAAGCAGUGGAAUCCUUCGUUCCCACCUAAACAACUUUUACUGUGACGUCAGCUGUGGUCACACAGUGUACGCUAUAACUCAGUCUGGUUUACUGUGUCAGCUCAACGAGAAACGAGAGUUGGACAAGUUUGUGGAAGUGCAAGCCACCGCUGCUUAUUGUAUCUCUGCUGGAAAGGACCACAUAUUUGUUGGCUGUGCUGACGGUGUGAUCCGGAUAUUUGAUGCCAAUCUGCAGUAUGUAGCUACAAUGCCGCAUCCACACUGGCUGGGGGUCGAUGUUGCUUUACAUCCCAGUCACAGUCACCUGAAUUUUCAAACAGAGGAUGCUAGGUUCCCAGACACUGUUGCUAUCAGCUACGACGAUGUACACCGAAUGGUGACUUGUGUGUACAAUGACCACAGUCUUUAUGUGUGGGACGUCCAUGACGUCAUGAAAAUUAGCAAGAUCUGCUCUUUCCUGUACCACAGCAGUGGCAUCUGGGGGUCGGAGGUUAACCCGGGUAUAACAGAGGACGUGAAGCCAGUUUUACCAUCGGGAUCAUUUAUUACUUGUUCCUCGGAUGACACGAUUCGGAUCUGGAAUCUGGAUCCACACAUGAUGGAAACUGAAAGUAGCAAACGGAAUGUCUACUCUAAUGAAUUGCUGAAAAUUGUUUAUGUGGAUCCAACGCAUACCUUUCUGAAGGAUGUUUCUCGCAAACCAGCAGAUGAAGGUAAAUCUGGAAUUCGAUGCAUCGGAAUAAGUCCUGAUGGGCGCCAUCUUGCUUCCGGGGAUAGAAUUGGAAAUAUCAGGGUGCAUAAUUUAAGAAAUAUGGAGGAAAUUAUUAAACUAGAGGCUCACGACCAAGAAAUUCUUUGUGUCCAUUACUCAAAUCUUACUGCAGGUCCUAAGCUGAUGGCGUCUGGCAGUAGGGAUCGUCUUAUUCACGUCUUUGACGUGGAUCAGAGUUACAAUUUGAUGCAAACCCUCGCUGACCAUUCCAGCUCUGUUACUCCCAUCAAAUUCACGGAGAAUGACGAACAAAUUAAGAUGCUCAGUUCCAGUGCCGACAAAUCUGUUCUCUUCCGAGAAGCACAUAAGUCUUCAGAGUGUCAGUUUGAAAUUUCUAAACAACAACAUGUUGUAGGCACCAAUACAUUAUAUGACAUAGAUAUCGAACCCACACAAAAACAUAUGGCAACCGCAUGUCAAGACCGAAACAUCAGAGUAUACAACAUUGAAACAGUGAAGCAAAUGCAGUGUUACAAAGGAGCAGUUGGAAUUAAAGGGGUGCUAUUAAAGCUUCAGUUAGACCCGUCCGGUCAGUACGUGGUCACUUGUUGUUCGGAUAAAAGUCUUUGUUUACUGGACUUUAAGUCUGGCGAAAUUUUGGCCACCAUGAUCGGCCAUUCGGAGCAGAUCAAUGGUGUAAAAUUUAUGCCUGACCUGAAGCGUUUGGUGUCCGUAUCCAGCGAUGGCUGUAUCUUUGUCUGGAGACUGUCCCCUGAACUGACCGAAUCAAUGCGAGGCCGUCUGGAGGAGAUGGGGAGACUUCCUUAUGAGGCCAUCAACGCGGAAAUCAACAGGAAUCAUGGAUCGUGUUGGAAUCGGACUUACCGGAUUGCUGAUCCUGCCCCUCUCUCGCUAGAAAAAGCUCUGGAAGAAGCUGUUUUGAGCCCUGGUGUACAGGUAGCUAAACCAAAAGUCCAGGAAGAGGUACAAACAGAGGAAAAUAAAGACUCUCCUAGUAUCCAGACAGAUAUACAGGCUGACAGAAAGGAGGAACUGCCCGACUACAACAGCACAAUUACCGGACUACCCGACUGGAUCCAGGCAAAGAUGGGCAGGGAUAUCUCUAGUUCAAGGGAAUCUGACAACCAACUGCAGCCCCCUUCUGGUCGUUGGGCGGUAAAAAAUGACAGUUUAAAGUCAUGGAAAAGCGGCAUAAAGGGUCCGUGUGUGGAGGGUGAGCCUCAGGGUUAUGACAGUGAGUAG
Molecule: messenger RNA, 2157 nt
Organism: Saccostrea echinata
Lineage: Eukaryota; Metazoa; Mollusca; Bivalvia; Ostreida; Ostreidae
Product: mitogen-activated protein kinase-binding protein 1-like
Exons: 15
Coding region: 1-2157 (718 amino acids)
Biological process (GO): mitotic spindle organization; regulation of mitotic cell cycle
Cellular component (GO): mitotic spindle
Molecular function (GO): protein binding
Source: RefSeq, a predicted model, not a curated record